CUUCUAGCGAAAGGGAAAAUGUCGGCGUAUUAGUGGGGCUUUGUUGUGCCACUAGAGAGUGAAUUUUCGUCCGAAUAGAAUUUUUAUCGAAGAAAAUCUUUCAUCGAUACGGUUUUAAGAAGACUCAAUAUUGUCCAGUUUGCCAGUAAAUGGCGUAUAAGUUCUAUCGGGUACGCUUAGUACUUUAAAUCAGAUUUGAUUCCGACGUGAGCCAGUCGCAGAGUCCGCCGUCGGUUCUAGCGGAGGAAGGACAGAAAUAGGGAAGCCAGGAGCAAUAUGUCGACGAUACAAUUAGCGAUGUCAGUAGCAAAGAAUGAGUUUAUCGUAGGUGGCAAAUACAGGCUGUUGAGGAAGAUAGGCUCGGGAUCCUUUGGCGACAUUUACCUCGGUAUCAACAUCUCUAAUGGUGAGGAAGUUGCUGUUAAAUUAGAAAGUGUACGUGCUCGACAUCCACAACUUCUAUAUGAGUCAAAACUAUAUAGAAUUUUACAUGGUGGUGUAGGAAUACCUCAUAUACGUUGGUAUGGACAGGAACGAGAAUAUAAUGUACUUGUCAUGGAUCUUCUUGGUCCAUCUCUUGAAGAUCUUUUUACUUUUUGUACAAGAAGAUUCACAAUUAAAACAGUCUUAAUGUUGGCAGAUCAAAUGAUUGGUAGGAUUGAAUAUGUUCAUUGCAAACAUUUUAUUCAUAGAGACAUCAAACCAGAUAAUUUUUUAAUGGGUAUUGGUCGUCACUGUAAUAAGCUCUUUCUUAUCGAUUUUGGAUUAGCUAAAAAAUAUAGAGAUAGCCGUACAAGAAUGCACAUAAUGUAUCGAGAAGAUAAAAAUUUAACAGGUACAGCAAGGUAUGCUUCAAUUAAUGCACAUCUUGGAAUAGAACAGAGCCGUCGGGAUGACAUGGAAUCACUUGGUUAUGUGCUUAUGUAUUUCAAUCGAGGAUCUUUACCUUGGCAAGGACUUAAAGCUGCUACUAAAAAGCAAAAAUAUGAAAAAAUAAGCGAAAAAAAGAUGUCUACUCCAGUUGAAGUUUUGUGUAAAGGAUUUGCUGCUGAAUUCGCAAUGUAUUUGAAUUAUACACGAGGUUUACGUUUCGAAGAAAGUCCAGAUUAUAUGUAUCUUCGUCAACUUUUCCGUAUACUUUUCCGUACAUUGAAUCAUCAAUAUGAUUAUACUUUUGAUUGGACAAUGUUAAAACAGAAAAGUUGUGUUGCUACUGCAAUAACUGCAGGUGGUCCAAGUCAAUCCGCUCAAAAUGCUCAGGGGCAAGGGCAAGCCCAAGGUCAACCACCCGCGCAAACCAACGCUCAACCAGAAAGGAUAAAAUUAUAAUUACUUCUCAUUGCAUCAAACCUAUUUGCAGUCACUGAUGUGUCCAAGACCAGGUACUCAACUUUGUACGAAUGCCAUGCAAAGAGUCAAAUCAAUCAAUCCUCUAAGUUAAUACUAAAGAGGAGAUUUACGAUUACAAGCGUAUCGUACACAAGUAAAGGACAAUGCCACGGGUACAUGUUUGUGAAUUCACUGAUUAGUGAAAACUUCAGUGUAUUCUCAGUGCUUAGAGUUUUGGUUGAUCCACCUCUUUGGGCUUAAAAUCCAAGUGAGAUCAGCCAGAGGUGGCUUGUUCUUAUUUUGUUAUUAUCUAUUUAAUUCACCGUUGAUAAUAAUUGAAAAUAAAGGUUUUGAUGCCCCGAA
Messenger RNA from Apis laboriosa (Himalayan honeybee), 1692 nucleotides. RefSeq names its product casein kinase I. Gene Ontology annotation, molecular function: ATP binding; protein serine/threonine kinase activity. The transcript has 6 exons. Lineage: Eukaryota; Metazoa; Arthropoda; Insecta; Hymenoptera; Apidae. Gene Ontology annotation, cellular component: nucleus; cytoplasm. Gene Ontology annotation, biological process: peptidyl-serine phosphorylation; signal transduction; negative regulation of canonical Wnt signaling pathway. The coding region runs from base 277 to 1329 and encodes 350 amino acids. The record is from RefSeq and is a predicted model, not a curated record.